AUGGACAAGUGCAAUCCAAUUCACAACCCUAUGGUUCUUGGAUUCAAGCUUACGAAAAAUGGAAAUGGAGUGAGGAUUGACAAUACUUUCUAUAGGAAGAUUGUGGGAAGUCUUAUGUAUUUGACUGCCACUCGAUCGGAUGUUAUGUUUGUGGUGAGUCUCAUCAACAAAUUCAUGGACUGCCUUACCAAACUUCAUUUGCAAUUAGCAAAGAGGAUACUAAGGUACUUAAAAGGUACCAUUGAUUUUGGUGUGUUCUACAAGAAGGGAGGAAAUGAGGAACUGAUUGCCUACACAAAUAGUGAUUAUGUUAGGGAUUUAAACGAUAGGAAAAGCACUUCAGGUUAUGUGUUUAUGUUGGGCUCAGGAGCAAUGUCUUGGUCCUCAAAGAAACAACCUAUGGUCUCCUUGUCCACUACUGAACCUGAGUUUCUUGUUGCAACUUCAUUUGCCUAUCAAGCAAUAUGGUUAAGAAGGAUAUUGGAAGGUCUCAACCAUGAUCAACAUGAUUCUACAACAGUUUAUUGUGAUAACAAUUGA
Messenger RNA from Vitis riparia (riverbank grape), 540 nucleotides. Its product is annotated as secreted RxLR effector protein 161-like. The record is from RefSeq and is a predicted model, not a curated record. Bases 1 to 540 code for a protein of 179 amino acids. Lineage: Eukaryota; Viridiplantae; Streptophyta; Magnoliopsida; Vitales; Vitaceae. The transcript has a single exon.